GAAAAACAUCAAACAAAAUUCAGCAGAACUCUGAUGAUUUUCUCCGAAUUCCAGUAAUUUAGAUCGGCUGUUUUGAGGUGCUACUAGAGGAGUGUGAUCUUGUGUUCAAGUUGUGUUCUACGACUUGGUUGUGCUUGAUUUAUAUCAUCAUCGAGAUGAAAAGAAAAGCUUCAGCAGAUUCUGGAACCAUGCCAAUUUCUGGGAAAGAACAGCCUGGAGCUCUUGCCCGACAGUCUAAUAACUCUUCUUCUGUUCUUCCUUGUAAGAAGAGGUGGUACUCUUUGCUCUAUCCUCGUGCACCAAUCCAUGCUUCAAGAAAUGUUGAGGAUCUAGUGAAACCAGCAUUGGCCAAAAAAUUAGCUGGCCGGGAAGCUUUAGGUACGGAAAAAGUUUCUGUCAAGAAGAAAGUUGUUCCCAAACAAGGGGAAAGCCACAGUAAACUUGAACUUCCUGCCGAUUCAGGGCACAGUGAUAAAGGGAAGCAUGUUGUUGGAGCUAGUGAGCAGGAAUUUAAUUUUCCCAUCUCAUCAAUUCAUCCUUCUCUGCGUCACAAGUCUGCAAAUGUGAUUUGUGUUAGUCUUGGUAGUACUUUUCGAGGGUUUGACUUAUCAGUACUGCAGUCAAAGUCAGAACCUGUAGAAGAAGCCUUGCUACAAGCUAAUGAAGUUGAUAUUGCUGCUAAAGAGCUAAAUGUAUGCAGUGAUAAAGUGGAGGCAUCUGUUCCCGCGAGCAUGAAUGAAGAUCACAAGGUAUACAAAAAGACACAAGACACAUAUAAUUUGGUUGCAAGUGGUGAGGGGUCGGCAAAUGAUGGGGAAAAGAUAACUAAAUCAGUUGGUACUGAGAGAUUGGGGUGUGUCGGACAGGAUGAGGAAUGUGAAGAAGGUGAGAUCCGAGAAUACAUGAUGCAGUCGAUUGUAGAAGACCGAAUGACCAAGGGAAUUGAUUCAGGCAAAAAUAGUGAACCUUCAAGUAAAAAUGUUCAUUCUUCUCUUUGCUUCACUAAUGCAGAGUCUCAUGAGGACUUUGUGAAAGCCUGUGAUGAGAAAGCUGAAAAAGAUCUUCAGAAUGUCGCUGUAUUCAGACCUGAAACGGGUAGGCCGCUGCCUUCAAGAAGUGGAAGAGAGAGGUAUUCUUAUAUGGAGGAGGAGAUAUUCCAUCUACAAAGGAAUAGAGAUGAAAUCUAUGGCUAUGGUCCUAAAUUUGUGCGAGAUAGGUUUCAGGACCGUUCAUUUGGUAGCUCAAGGGGGGACUUCAUGCAUGGAAGAGGAAGGGGCUGGGGCCGUGGCCGGUAUUCUGGGCCUGAUUUUGAAAGGUUUGGAGGUGUUGCUGAUUAUCCCUUUAGACAUAAACGUACAGCUCCUGCUUGGGAAUCUGCAGAUGAGCGUAAUGACUAUGAUGGUGCUGCCUUUGGUACUAAUAGGAGGAGGAAGCCAUUAAAUGAUGACUUGCCUUCAUUACGACAUCCACCUGCACGUCGACAGUCCCCGAAUGGAAGAGAAGAUGCUGCAAUGAUGGGCACUCAAAGGUUUCGUAGAGCUCCCAGCAAUAUCAGCCCAAGAAGAGGCACUGAUAAAGAUGGCUUUGCGUAUGUUGGUAUUCGACAUGGUGAGAAGUUCGAUAGACACUUUCCAGCUGAUCGGAACGAGCAGUCUAUGUAUGAUGGAUCUGAUAGUCAUUUGGCUCAGGGUGAUACAGAGUUUACAGCGAUGCAGAGAGGCGGUUUACCUCGAAUGAGGUCAAAAUCUCCUAUUAGGUCCCGUACAUGGUCCCAUCCUCCGAGGAGAUUGACGGAAGAAUUGUAUGGUCGUCAGCACAGGUCUCCGGUUAAGUACAGGGAAGAUAGAACGAGGCCUUCUUCACGGACUUCUUUUACUGAAGAAGCAAUAGCCCCUCAAAGGCGAGACCGUCCAUCUUAUAGUGCUCAUCGUCAGAGUGAUAGGUGGGAUAUGGAUGGUGUACAGGAGUACGGGAAUCCGAGGUCUCAUUAUAACAGAGGGAGUGCACCUGAUCGGGAGAGGGCUGAUGGCGAGAGGCAAAUGAGAAAUGUGAAAGAGCAAGAAGGCGGUGGUAAUCGUAGACGGAGGCAUGAAGAAGAAUUUGAUGGCUCCAGAUUGAAGAAAAGAAGAUUUUGAGCUGUUAGCUUACUGAACCUGUAAUAUUAACCAUGGGAAAAACUUUUUUUUGCUUUAAACUUGUUUCCGAUAGACUGUCCAUUGAACGCGCUUUUUAAUAUUCUCAACUGUGACUUUUAAGACAUGAAUGCUGGUAGUUUAAGUUACUCUUUGUGUAUUGUUUUUAGGCCUUAAACGCAGCUUUUAGCCGUCCUUUCUGAACAUAACAGAGAGAACAUUAACACUACCUUGGAAGGUAGAGGGACUGUUUCGGAUAGUGUGUAUGUAGACCGUAUUCCCACCUUUCCUAGCUAGAGAGACUAUUUUUGAUAGACUCAGGUCAAGAAAAAACAUAAUAAAGUAUAGUUCAAGAAAAAGGAAGAAAUAGUAAAGUAUUAGUAAAACAUGAGAACAUCCUCAAAAUAAUUCUCAUACACAUUGAAUGCCGAAUUUGAAAACUUCUCUGAAAGAGUAAGUGCAGCAAUACAUACCUGAAUCGGACAUAUUAAUAAAAAGGUGGAAGGAUCUGAUAGA
Solanum lycopersicum (tomato) is the source of this 2648-nucleotide messenger RNA. RefSeq lists its product as uncharacterized. The record is from RefSeq and is a predicted model, not a curated record. NCBI's taxonomy places the organism in Eukaryota, Viridiplantae, Streptophyta, Magnoliopsida, Solanales, Solanaceae.